CUUGUUUUUAUGUGUGAAUAGUUGGUAAAGUUAUUGCGAAAAUAAAUCUUUAUCUCUACGUGUCCUUACAAUGUCAGAAGAUUAUUCUGUCCGCGCCAAACUUAUUUCAUUAGUUAUAAAAUACUACAGGGGAUCUCUGGAAUUUACGGCUGACGACGUCCCACCGAUGUCAUGGGCCAUUCAGGAGCAAUUUCUGAGCAUGACAGUCUACAACAGCAAAUUACUGCAAUAUCCCGUCAAUAAAAAUUUCAAUAGAUUAUUUUGUAAGAAACUAAUAGCUUUCUUGAAGACUGAGGAAAUCCAUGAUGAUUUCUAUACAUUUUUGUGUUCUGUGAUGUCAGAUCCUAAGGAUGCAUUUUCUUUUGUCCAUUAUGUGGUAGACAAUGAUAUUACGAAGACAAUCAUAAUCAGGCAGACCAAUAGUAUGGUUGUAAAUGGAACUACUGGACUUAAAACUUGGGAGGCUGCUUUGAUGUUAGCUGAUUGGGCCUUAUGCAACCCGCAAGUUUUUAAAAGAAAAAACAUUUUGGAAUUGGGUUCAGGGGUGGGGUUCACCGGUAUUGCCAUAGCCAAGUUCUGUGAGCCGUCUGCCUUGUGCCUGACCGACCAUCACCGAACAGUCCUGGAUAUUAUAUGUAGAAAUAUUGAAAUUAAUUUACCAAAUAUUGGCAAGGAAACUAAUGAAUUAGUCACAAUUUACAAAACUAAUAAUGUGACAAUAAAAACAUUAUUAUUGGAUUGGGAGUAUAUUGAUGAUGAUGUGACUGAUUUAACACCAGAUGUGAUAAUUGGAGCUGAUAUAGUGUAUGAUCCAUCCAUAUUACAGCCCCUAUGCAAUGUCUUCCAAACAUACUUCAAGAAAAACAGUCAACUGGAGAUUUAUAUUGAAAGUGUUAUCAGAAACCCAGAUACAUUUAAAAUGUUUGUGCAAUUAUUAGAACAUUCAGGAUAUAAAUGCGAAAGCCUGCCACAACCACUGCCAGUCCACAUACAUUGGGAUAAUUUUAAUGAAAGAUGUUUACUGAAAAUAACAAAAUAGAAAAUUACCACCUUGA
Messenger RNA from Plutella xylostella (diamondback moth), 1055 nucleotides. RefSeq names its product protein-lysine N-methyltransferase EEF2KMT. The record is from RefSeq and is a predicted model, not a curated record. NCBI's taxonomy places the organism in Eukaryota, Metazoa, Arthropoda, Insecta, Lepidoptera, Plutellidae. Gene Ontology annotation, cellular component: protein-containing complex.